CCUAAUCCCUGGAUCCUGGUGCUGUUGGCAGGGCUGGAAGCCUCUGGGAUGUCUUCCAGGAGAGUUUCCUCAGAGAGCCUUCCUCCACUCUCACCUCUGGCCGAUGAAGAGGAGGAAAAUUUGCCCAGUGUUCUGUCCUAUCGAGAACCCAAAUUCUUCAUGGAAGGGAUGUUGGUGUGGUGCAAGCUGCGGCGCUAUCCCUACUGGCCAGCCGUGGUGAAAGCAGUGAAGAGGAAGCACCGGAGGGCCUGUGUGCUCUUCAUAGAUGGCACCACAAACGAGAAGAAAAAAGGGUAAAUGUUUA
Molecule: messenger RNA, 304 nt
Organism: Zonotrichia albicollis (white-throated sparrow)
Lineage: Eukaryota; Metazoa; Chordata; Aves; Passeriformes; Passerellidae
Source: RefSeq, a predicted model, not a curated record